UCCUCAUUCUCACAUCCUCCAUUUCAUUUUUAAAAAAAAUUAUUUUUAAAAAAGCUUCAGCUUCUCAUCAAUGGCGGCGACCGCCAAACGUAACGGCGUGACGACGGAGAGGCGUUACAGGGGAGUGAGGAAGAGGCCGUGGGGCCGUUACGCCGCCGAGAUCAGAGAUCCCGCCAAGGAGACACGUGUCACCUUCGACACCGCCGAAGCGGCGGCCCGUGCCUACGACAAGGCGGCGCUUGAGUUCCGCGGCGCCAAGGCUAAAACCAAUUUCCCUCCCUCCGUCCACGACGGCGACAGUGAUCUCCCCCACCGCCGUAACCAGAGCCCGAGCCACAGCAGCACCGUCGAGUCAUCGAGCCGAGAUCCGGUCACCGAUUCGUCUCCGCCGGCUCUCGAUCUUAACCUCGGAUGCGCCGAUUUCGCAUCGGCCGCCGCUAGAUUUCAUUUUCCGGUGAUCGGAUUCGGUAGCCCGGUGGAGGUUCUGGCGAGCGAUUUCGCCGCCUACGCAGAGGCCGCGAGGUGGAUGACGGCGGCGCGCGAGUGCGACGCGCGAGUUGGAUCGCAGAGCAGCGAGUCGGACUCGUCGGCGUCGGUGGUGAUAGAUCUGAACCAACGCCACGUCAGACCUCGAAGGGCGCGCGCGUUCUUCAAUCUCGACCUCAACCUGCCGCCUCCGCCGGAGGCCGCUUGAUAUUUUUCGAGCCAUUUUAAAAAAAUUAAUUUUGAAAUAAUAAUAAUAAUAAUUUUGUGGAAACUUUUAAAACAUUCCAAAUAAUCAAAGAUGGUAAUAGAUGAUAAUUACUUAGGGUUCCAAUAGAAAUGUUUUUUUUUUCAGCAUAUUCCCUCCUUAUGCUGUUUAUCACCAUUGUAAGUUGUAACCCUUUUGCUUUUUAGAUUAAGAAAUAUAUAAAUUCGAUUUAAUUUUGUC
Messenger RNA from Tarenaya hassleriana, 931 nucleotides. Its product is annotated as ethylene-responsive transcription factor 11. Lineage: Eukaryota; Viridiplantae; Streptophyta; Magnoliopsida; Brassicales; Cleomaceae. Gene Ontology annotation, molecular function: DNA-binding transcription factor activity; DNA binding. Gene Ontology annotation, biological process: regulation of DNA-templated transcription. The record is from RefSeq and is a predicted model, not a curated record.